AAGCCGUGGUACAGACAACCCUCGCAUAUUAGUUCGUUGAGAGUUUCGUUACUCAGCUCGCCACGAACGUUUAGCAUUACUCAUUUUUAUAGUCUUCCUUUGUAAAGAAGAAUUUAUCAGCCAAAAUGCGAGAGUGUAUCAGUGUCCACAUCGGUCAGGCUGGCGUCCAGAUUGGUAACUCCUGCUGGGAGCUGUACUGUCUUGAGCACGGCAUCCAACAAGAUGGAAACAUGCCUAGCGAUAAGGCCAUGGGCUCCGAUGACUCCUUUAAUACCUUUUUCAGUGAAACGGGAUCCGGAAAACAUGUACCUAGAGCGGUGUUUGUAGAUCUAGAACCUACAGUUGUUGACGAAGUUCGUACAGGGGCAUAUCGUGCCCUUUACCAUCCAGAACAGCUCAUCACGGGAAAGGAGGAUGCUGCCAACAAUUAUGCCCGUGGACACUACACAAUUGGUAAAGAAAUCGUUGACCUCGUGCUGGACCGCAUCAGGAAAUUGGCAGACAGCUGUACUGGUCUUCAGGGUUUUCUAAUCUUCCACAGUUUUGGAGGGGGUACUGGCUCAGGUUUCACAUCCCUUCUCAUGGAAAGACUUUCAGUUGACUAUGGAAAAAAAUCAAAACUAGAGUUUUCCAUAUACCCUGCUCCCCAGGUCUCUACUGCUGUUGUUGAACCCUAUAACUCCAUUUUGACCACUCACACCACCCUGGAGCAUUCCGAUUGCGCCUUCAUGGUAGACAAUGAGGCUAUUUAUGACAUCUGCCGACGCAAUUUGGACAUUGAACGACCAACCUACGUUAACCUAAACAGAUUGAUCAGUCAGAUUGUGUCUUCCAUUACUGCUUCCUUACGUUUUGAUGGUGCUUUAAACGUAGAUCUGACAGAAUUUCAGACUAACUUGGUCCCUUAUCCAAGAAUCCACUUCCCCUUGGUAACCUAUUCUCCUGUAAUAUCUGCCGAGAAGGCUUACCACGAGCAACUUACAGUGGCUGAAAUCACCAAUUCUUGUUUUGAACCAGCCAAUCAGAUGGUGAAAUGUGAUCCUCGUCAUGGCAAGUACAUGGCCUGUUGUAUGUUGUACAGAGGUGAUGUUGUUCCCAAGGAUGUCAAUGCUGCCAUUGCUGCCAUCAAGACCAAGCGAUCCAUCCAAUUCGUGGAUUGGUGUCCAACUGGGUUUAAGGUUGGCAUCAACUAUCAACCCCCAACCGUUAUCCCUGGUGGUGACCUCGCCAAAGUCCCUCGUGCUGUAUGCAUGUUGUCAAACACCACAGCCAUCGCCGAGGCAUGGGCUCGCCUUGACCACAAGUUUGACCUGAUGUACGCCAAGCGCGCUUUCGUCCACUGGUACGUUGGAGAAGGGAUGGAAGAAGGCGAGUUCUCGGAAGCAAGAGAAGACUUGGCAGCCCUUGAGAAGGACUACGAAGAAGUCGGGAUGGACUCUGCUGAUGGUGUUGAAGACGAAGGAGAAGAAUACUAGAAGGAGGUCAACGGUUCUCUGGCUGUUGUACUAUGAGGGAACAAGCUUCAAAGAGCCUUAUCUUAAUUGAUAAAUAUCAAGACCUGAAAAACUAAAAAUAAACAGAAUUCCAAUAUGUU
Messenger RNA from Limulus polyphemus (Atlantic horseshoe crab), 1594 nucleotides. Its product is annotated as tubulin alpha-1C chain-like. Gene Ontology annotation, biological process: mitotic cell cycle; microtubule cytoskeleton organization. Gene Ontology annotation, molecular function: structural constituent of cytoskeleton; GTP binding. The record is from RefSeq and is a predicted model, not a curated record. Lineage: Eukaryota; Metazoa; Arthropoda; Merostomata; Xiphosura; Limulidae. Gene Ontology annotation, cellular component: cytoplasm; microtubule. The transcript is spliced from 6 exons. Bases 126 to 1475 code for a protein of 449 amino acids.